Molecule: messenger RNA, 318 nt
Organism: Sporothrix schenckii 1099-18
Lineage: Eukaryota; Fungi; Ascomycota; Sordariomycetes; Ophiostomatales; Ophiostomataceae
Exons: 3
Coding region: 1-318 (105 amino acids)
Source: RefSeq, a predicted model, not a curated record
AUGUUUUUUCGCCGCGCAACGACGCUCGUGCUGCUGUGCACAUUGCCAACCAAGGCAGCGCGACUUGACACACGAAAUCGAAAGUUUACCGAUCAGACUGCGGAAGCCGAAAUCUCCGUAUUCAACCACUCUCUUGCGGUGUUGGCUGGUCAGUCCAUUGGCGCUUCCACGCCCAACUCGCAGCCCGGGCCACUACUAUGCCCCACGGGUGUUUGUGCAGAUGACUCCUACUGGGUGUGUACUAACCAUGUGCCUAAGGUUGUGGAAGCAAUGGAAAGUGCGGCUUUGAAGAAGAGAAUUGCGGUGCUGGAUGUGUGA